Molecule: messenger RNA, 1780 nt
Organism: Haliotis rufescens (red abalone)
Lineage: Eukaryota; Metazoa; Mollusca; Gastropoda; Lepetellida; Haliotidae
Product: obscurin-like
Exons: 3
Coding region: 285-1073 (262 amino acids)
Source: RefSeq, a predicted model, not a curated record
ACACUCAGAGUCAAUAGCUAGGAUGCCAAAACAUGCUGUGCAGUUGCUGUUAUUCAUUCGUGCAUUCAUAAUUAUCCUACUACCAUUCUGAUAAACGUCCCGUAGAAUAACGUUUUAACUAGGCGGAUUGUGUGUGGGGCGGCUUUGUUGCUCGUCGGCCGGAACAAACUGUUCAUGUGUUGGCGUUAUUUACAUGCCGAGGCGUCACGGAAUCCCACAGUAUAAGUAGCUUUAUAUAGAUACCACGUCAGUUGAAGUUGUCACUACACUGCGAGGGGCAUAAGAUGGCUGGCCUGUACUUGGUUGUGCUUUUGGUUGCGUUCAAGGAUGCGACCGCAUAUCCUGAACUCUACGUUGAUGAUACUGCUGUCCUUGGACAACGAACGUCUUUACGCUGCAUCUGUGAUGGGGCAAUGACUUUAAAAGAGCCCAAAGGCACGACCGUCCUGCACUGUAAAUCAUCGACCAGCGGUUGCCUAAAUAAUAAUGAAGACCAUAUCUUUUUAGAUAGAAAUAAAAGUGAAGGAGAAACGUAUGUAGCAGUCAUAAAAGAAACUCGGGCGCAAGAUGAAGGAGAAUGGAGAUGUCAGUGUGGAGACAAAGAGGCUACGGCCACGCUACGUGUACAGCGUAAGGGAUCCACGGGUCCCCAGGCUCCUUCGGAAUCGAAAAAUGCAACCGCAUAUCCUGCACUCUUCGUUGGUGAUACUGCUGUCCUUGGACAACGAACGUCUUUACGCUGCAUCUGUGAUGGGGCAAUGACUUUAAAAGAGCCCAAAGGCACGACCGUCCUGCACUGUAAAUCAUCGACUAGCGGUUGCCUAAAUAAUAAUGAAGACCAUAUCUUUUUAGAUAGAAAUAAAAGUGAAGGAGAAACGUAUGUAGCAGUCAUAAAAGAAACUCGGGCGCAAGAUGAAGGAGAAUGGAGAUGUCAGUGUGGAGACAAAGAGGCUACGGCCACGCUACGUUUACAUGGAUCCCCGCAUCCUUUUACUGAUUCAAAUUCGAGCUUUUGCAUUUAUCCAUGUUUCAAAUUACUCAUGUUCUUACUUUUAUUAGUAUAUCUGACCUGAAUUCCACCAGACUUGAAACAUACCGACUACACAUUCCACCAUCUUCCCAAGGCAAGGGAAUUUAACUGACUAUAAAAGUCCAGUUUCCACCCUUGCCGAACUAGAAUGGUAUUAUGGAGUUCCAUUUUGGCUGGAGAGUCUGGAGAGUCAAUGAACAAUUGUGCAACGAAUUCGAAAUCCGGGUCGUAAACUGUCAUGCAGAUGUCGGUCGAUAGCAGGAUUUCCCAAACAUUUGCAGCCCCAACUCGUUGUCAACAGAUAUUUUCUAAAUCUUUUCAUGCUUUUAAUCAAGGAGUUCACGUAAUUUGAUGCACUUCGCGAUGUAAGACGCGUUUUAUCACUAUACUUCAGUCGUGAUUAUCGACAAGACUUGGCGCCGCCAUUUUGAUUGAAGCAAAUGCAAGUAAUACGAGAGGUGGAAUCUGAUUGGCCCAAAGUAGAGGCAUAGAAGGGACAUUGCUCGUAAUACCCACUGGUGGUGCAACGAUCGAGCCCAGAAACUGCGAAAAGAGCCAUGAGCGAGAAUAUUUUACUUUGCUCAAAACUCAUAUUUGUUUGUUUUGCAAAUGUAUAAAGGUGUUUCUACAAGUAAUAAUCAUAUUGAGAAGGCUUUUCCUGUUCCUGUUCUGAACAAAUAAUAUAACAUACCAAAUGCUAAUGCAAACGCGAAUGCCUCUGCCUCGAAUAAAUCGUGUCUUGUAAUAUUA